AUGAAUGUGUUGCUCUCGCCACAACCGCCUCUCUUCCAACAUCCACACGAAGCCAACCGUAUUUCUCCGUCUCGCUCUUUGAGCCCAUUCCACAACAUGGCUAGCAGCCGCAAGCGCAAGGCCGACGAAGAUGGUGACGAGAUGUCCCUCUCACCUCGAAGCUCCCCAUCUGCAUCGUCGAGACAACUUGCCCGACCUUCGAAAAAGGUCCGCUCUAACGAACUUGUCGGUCGCCCGCUCACACUUCCCCGACUGCUUGAGACAUUGGAUCCUACCCAGCUGCGAACCGUUCUCGAACGAAUUUGCGAACGUCAUCCAGACAUUGGCCAAGAGGUCGUCAGCAGUGCUCCCCGUCCAACCGUCGAUGCUGCCCACGGCGUUCUGCAGGAGUAUCAGGAGAAGAUGAAGGCCGCUAUCCCUUACGGCGAGACUAGCCCCGAUUACACCUAUUACCGUGUCAAGGCGCCGUUGACCGCCCUUAUUGAUGCCCUUCUCGACUUCACCCCGCAAUAUCUUCCUCCCAACGAGACCCAAACCACCGUCUCGCUGCAAUAUUUGGAUGGCGCCACUAAGAUCAUCCAUCAACUCCCCGACUGGGAACCUCAGCAGUACCGUCACCACAAGGAAAACGCAUAUGACGAAAUUGCUAAGGCCUGGGCUCUGGUUAUCAACGAGGCGGCUAAGCGCGGUGGAGGUCUCAGCCUGCACACCGGCGGAUGGGACCAGGUCCUAGCGAAGCAUCACGAGAUCUCGGGUGGACGCAUGGGCACGGCAAUGAAUGCUAUGGCUGCGGGCGUAAGCUGGAUGGCCAACAACUCUUCCAAUGGACAGCCUGCAAACUCCGCCUCCGACCCGAAUUCGAUUCUCAACCAACUAAUGUCUGGAACCUAUGGCGCACCCGUACGGGUAGGACCUUGGUAA
This is a messenger RNA of Colletotrichum truncatum, 921 nucleotides long. Its product is annotated as nuclear envelope protein Cut8. Gene Ontology annotation, molecular function: proteasome binding. Gene Ontology annotation, cellular component: nucleus; nuclear membrane. NCBI's taxonomy places the organism in Eukaryota, Fungi, Ascomycota, Sordariomycetes, Glomerellales, Glomerellaceae. The record is from RefSeq and is a predicted model, not a curated record. Gene Ontology annotation, biological process: proteasome localization; nuclear protein quality control by the ubiquitin-proteasome system.